Molecule: messenger RNA, 381 nt
Organism: Macrosiphum euphorbiae (potato aphid)
Lineage: Eukaryota; Metazoa; Arthropoda; Insecta; Hemiptera; Aphididae
Source: the annotation of a GenBank genome assembly
AUGACUUGUCUAAAUCAAUAUUAUACUAAACAUAUGAUAGUUUAUUUAUUGGUUGCUUGUUUAUUCCAAGUCGGCGCCGGACGUGCUGCACCCGAUCCUCAGACGAUUUCGGUGGACGUUCCUGAUACGUCCUAUAUGGAAAGCAUCUUCGGGGGUCUGACUAGCAGGGCAAGAUCGAUGGCAAACCGCGUGGCCUCGGCGUACUCGGACUCAGCGGAAGUGGCUGCGGAAUCUGGCAAGAAUAUGGUGGCGUUCUUACACAAAAUGAACGAAUCGGCAGUGAAUUUUGGCACCAGCGCCGCCAACAGAAUGGGGCAGAUGGUGAAGAACGGCGGUCGGAGUUGGUCAGGUCUUCUGAGCGGCCUUUUCAGCAGUGAAUAG